This is a messenger RNA of Pogoniulus pusillus (Red-fronted tinkerbird), 3744 nucleotides long. It is a transcript of the gene GUCD1, whose product is annotated as guanylyl cyclase domain containing 1. The transcript is spliced from 6 exons. Bases 1 to 1182 code for a protein of 393 amino acids. NCBI's taxonomy places the organism in Eukaryota, Metazoa, Chordata, Aves, Piciformes, Lybiidae. The record is from RefSeq and is a predicted model, not a curated record.
AUGGCCUCCGCCUGCUUCCCGCCGUGCGCUGCGCGCCGGAACCGGAAGAGGGUGCAGAGACACGGUCCCGCCCCGCCCCGCGCCUCGGCACUUCGGUUCCGCCGCAGCCUCGUCCCGCCGGCUGGGAGCGGCGCCGCUACACCGGCGGUGCCCCGCCCCGGGGCUGGGCCGACACCGGCGCGCCCUGCGCUCCCGUGCCCGCCUCCGGUCACGCCCUGGCCCGGAGUGCCGCGUCCCCCGCCCGCCGUGUCAUGCUCCUGCCCACCGCCGCACCCGAUCGCCGCCGCCCACACCGCAGCGACGGCGCGGGGCAAACGCCCCGGGGCCCGGCCCCCCGCAGCCUCCGCCUCCGCCCUCGGGGCCGGGAGGAGCCAGCGCCGCGCCGAGGCAUGCCGGGCCCCUGGGCCGCGCCGCCGGGCGGGCCGGUUCGGUGGCGCCGGCAGUGAGCAGGCGGCAGGCGCCGCCGCCAUGAAGAGCCCCCGGGAGGCUGGAGAGCCGCCGCCAGCUGACUGCAUCCAGCUGAAGGUGCCAGUCGUCCAGCAGCUCUACCACUGGGACUGUGGCCUGGCCUGCUCCAGGAUGGUGCUUCAGUACCUGAACCUUCUGGACAAUGAUGAGUUUCAGAAAGCCAUCCAGGAGCUGCAGCUGACCAAGAGCAUCUGGACUAUUGACCUGGCCUACCUAAUGGGGCACUUCGGCGUCAGGCACAAGUUUUGCACCCAGACGCUUGGAGUGGACAAGGGCUAUAAGAAUCAGUCAUUCUACAGGAAGCACUUUGACACAGAAGAGAACCGAGUCAAUCAGCUCUUUGCACAAGCCAAAGCCUGCAAGGUGCUGGUGGAGAAGUGCACAGUAACUGUUCAAGACAUCCAGACUCACCUAUCCCAAGGACACGUAGCCAUCGUCCUAGUGAACGCAGUCCUGCUGCUGUGUGAUCUGUGCUCCAGUCCUGUCAAGUACUGCUGCUUCCUCCCCAUCGGACAGAAGUGCUUCUGCAGGAGUCCUGACUACCAGGGCCACUUCAUCGUGCUGUGUGGCUACAACAGAGCCUCAGGGAGCAUUUACUACAACAACCCUGCCUACGCUGACCGAACUUGCUGCACCAGCAUCAGUAACUUUGAGGAAGCCAGGACAAGUUAUGGCACCGAUGAAGAUAUUCUGUUCAUCUACACAGACAGCUGACACCCACACCUGAUGCUUCUGGUCCUUUCCUGUGCAGCCUGCAGGGCAGCUGGCUGCUUGUCUCAGGACUUUCCCCUGCAGGAACUUUGCUCCUGAAUUGCAGUGGGAUCUCAAACAAGGGAGGCUUUACAGACGUUGCCAGGACUAUACUGCAAAUGCUGUCUUCACCUUUUGUUUUCUUCCCCUGAUGACUUGUCUGAUUCUGCAGUGUGUCCCAGUUGGUGGUUGGGUUUUUUUCCUCCCCUUUUCAACGUUGCACAUUUGACAGCAGUUUUAAAAUAGAGGCCCAGUGCCUGUUCACCUUGAGCUUAUUGUCAGAUUAAACACAGGAUGAGAAGAAAGCACCAAAAGAUGAACUUUGACACCUGCGUAGCUUUAGGUAAGCAGAACCAGAGAAGCGGAAUGAAAGCAACACUUGUUCCUCUCAGUGUGUCAAGGGCUCCUCUUCAUCCUGAAUCUAGGGAGCUGGGAUUUAGCAGGGUGCUAGAGAAGGAAAACAUUCUGACUGAAACCACUUUUAAAGGACAAAAAAAAGCCUGUCUGGCUCUGCAGUGCUGUCUGCAUUGUAGGACUAAAACAUUUACUCAAGGAAGCUUCCCUCCUCGCACAGAUGGAGCAUUUAUGCCACUGCACUGAACUGGCACUCGUGGUUACUGGUCUUGGUCCCUUGCACUACAAGCUCAGUCUCCUGGCUAAAUCCUCUAAGAUCGCUUCUCUGAACUCCAUAUCUCCCCCAAAAGUUUAAGUGAAGCUAUUUUAUUAGUGGCCUGAAGCUUUAUUGCUCUUUGCAAAGCCCUCUGAAUGUUAUGCCACCUGCAUGUGCCAGUUUCUGUGGGAGCCAUUCUGAAUAUCAACUUUAAACUUAGUGAGCAAUACAGAAAAUGCUUUGCCACCCCAGUGCUACACAUGCUGUGUGUAAGCUGUCAGUAGCUGGCAUUAGACACUGGAUUAGAACUACAAUCCUGAAUCAUCAUUUGAGCCAAAUACUGCAGGUUUACUAAUUUACUGAUCUUACUAAGAAGAGCUAGAACCAAGGAAGAGGGAACACAAACACCUCUCUGCUGCAGGUCACAAGGCAGGGACUCAGAUUUCCUAGCUCUUGCGCUACAGCUGACCAGGCUGGAGUUGGUGUGUUGGGCCACUACAAGUGGAAAGUCAGCAGCCCAUUCAUCCUGAGGGUUUGCUCUGCUGAGGAGCACUGUCAAGUCCCAAGACACAGCCACCUCCUUCAGGUUCAGCCAGCACAGUCCUCUGCAAGCCUUGAUCUCCAGUCCUACCUGUGUGGAAGUGGUAGGAAAAAAUCAGAGCAUAAAUACUGCUGCAAGGCUAGCAAGGGUCUAGUCUGCACCUAAAACAGAUCCCACAGCUUUGGCCUGCUUUCAGACCUGAUCAGCUUCUGGAAGUGUGUGGAGUAACAGCCAAAGGACAUUGUUACUCAGAGGUGGAAAUAAUAAAUAGGAAUAUACUUUCAGCAUGUUAAUUGCUAAGAGAAAACACAUCUUAAUAGCUGACUUAGGAGCAUCAGAAGUGUCAGUGAGUAGCAUCGAGUGCUGCUACGGACAAGGGCUGGAACAGGUCACAGGCACUUCAAAUGCAGCAGCCUUUAAAAAGUCAGUGUGACAACUGCUUCUUGCUGCUGAAGCUGGAGCAGCCAUGCUGUUAGAAUGUGUGAAAGUGAGGAUGUGAAUGGGGAGCGGUAGAAGCAGUACAUGGCUAGAACCAGAACCCCAGAGGAAGGUACAAACCCUUUUCCAGAUGCUGCCUUCCAGCACCUCCAGGUAAGUCACUGGAAGGCUCCUGUACUGACCUGGGCAUUUUCCUGUCCAAGGGCAAAUGGGUGCUUUAGAGAGGUUGCACUGGCUCUGUGCAGGCAGACAAACCAGAGGUUGGUAGAGAUAGGUAGCUCAUCACAGUGAAACUGCCACAGGGUUUACUUUAGAGCAGACUUGACUAAACAAACCCAGAUUAACUCUCUAAACCUAGUUCUUACAGAAGACUGGUGAGUGGCAUGUAGCCUCAUGGUUCAGGUAUCCAAAGGCCAGUCCUGAGCUGCUUAUACAGAAACCAUGAACUUCAGGGCAUGCCAAGUGUCCUGGAGUGCAGGUAGGUGCAGUAAUAAUAUUGACUGUUAAAUAUUUGGUACCCAGGGUUUGAGUGCUUCCACAAGAGAAGGAAAUCUGUUUAGGCUGGUACAGACCAAAGGAGAGCUUCACUACUGCAGCAGCAGUUCUUGUAGCCACCAGGUGGAAGACAGCUGUGAGAGCUGAAAGCCCAAGGAAGAGGCAGAAGCCAAGUGAAGGGACAGAGUACCUGUAGGACACAAAUCCAACUUGAAAAGCUCACUGCACAAGCAUUGAACAUCUGCACCUCCUGACCCCCAUCUGCCAUUGCAAGACUGUCCAUCAGAGUCCUCCUCCUGAAAGCCUUUCAUCACCGUUUCCUUCAUGCUGUCACUAGCAGAGGAAAGGUUAUUUUACAUGCAGAGAUUUUAUACAUAAAUAUAUUUUUAUCUGUGAUGAAGCCAUUCUCAAUAAAGGCUGAAAGCCACAGCUAACCCUGUGA